This is a messenger RNA of Henningerozyma blattae CBS 6284, 771 nucleotides long. Its product is annotated as 60S ribosomal protein eL8. Gene Ontology annotation, biological process: ribosome biogenesis. The record is from RefSeq and is a predicted model, not a curated record. Gene Ontology annotation, cellular component: ribonucleoprotein complex. The coding region runs from base 1 to 771 and encodes 256 amino acids. The transcript has a single exon. NCBI's taxonomy places the organism in Eukaryota, Fungi, Ascomycota, Saccharomycetes, Saccharomycetales, Saccharomycetaceae.
AUGGCUCCAGGUAAGAAAGUUGCUCCAGCUCCAUUUGCUUCCAAAUCUGCAAAGAACACCAAGGCUAAAAACCCUUUGCUUAACGCAACCCCAAAGAACUUUGGUAUUGGUCAAGCUAUCCAACCAAAGAGAAACUUGUCCAGAUACGUCAAAUGGCCAGAAUAUGUCAGAUUACAAAGACAAAAGAAGGUCUUGGCUAUGAGAUUGAAGGUUCCACCUGCUAUUGCUCAAUUCCAAUACACUUUGGACAAGAACACUGCUUCUGAAACUUUGAAAUUGUUCAACAAGUACAGACCAGAAACUCCAGCUGAAAAGAAGGAAAGAUUGACCAAGGAAGCUGCUGCCAUUGCUGAAGGUAAAACCAGAAUGGAAGCUUCUCCAAAGCCAUACGUUGUCAAGUACGGUUUGAACCACGUUGUUUCCUUGAUUGAAAACAAAAAGACCAAGUUGGUUUUGAUUGCUAACGACGUCGACCCAAUUGAAUUGGUUGUUUUCUUACCAGCUUUAUGUAAGAAGAUGGGUGUUCCAUACGCCAUCGUCAAGGGUAAGGCUAGAUUGGGUACUUUGGUUAACCAAAAGACCUCUGCCGUUGCUGCUUUGACUGAAGUCAGACCAGAAGACGAAGCUGCUUUAGCUAAGCUUGUUUCCACCAUCAACGCCAACUUCACCGACAAAUACGAUGAAGUUAAGAAGCACUGGGGUGGUGGUAUCAUGGGUGCUAAGGCCCAAGCUAAGUUGGCUAAGAAGGCUAAGGCUGCUGAAUCCGCUUAA